AUGCUGACGAAUAGAACAGUCACAGCAAGCCUGGGAGAGGAGACGGUGAGGGCCGACGUCGCGAGGGGCUGCCCGCAGGGAGGAGUCCUGUCCCCCCUGCUGUGGACCCUCGUGGUUGACGAACUCAUACGUAUACUCACCACAGAAGGCUUUGAGGUUCAGGAUUACGCCGACGACCUCACGAUCACGGUUAGAAGCAGACACCCACUAGAUUUAGCGAGGAGGUUGCAAAAGGCAAUCACACUUGUGGAAUCCUGGUGUCGAUCACACUCGCUCUCGGUAAACCCGAGCAAAACGGAGUUGGUCCUAUUUACAAGAAGAAGACGCUUUUAUUUUAAGGCUCCUCAUCUUUUUGGGACGCAACUACAACUCACAGAUGAGGUAAAAUAUCUUGGAGUAACACUAGAUAAAAAACUCACCUGGAAGAACCAUGUGAAUAAGCAGACCCAGAAAGCAAUUAGCACCUACUGGGCCUGCCGCAGAAUGUUUGGCCCCACAUGGGAACUCAAACCAAGGAUGGUCAGGUGGAUAUACCAGGCCAUCCUUGAACCUAUUAUAACAUACGCCUCGAUUGUGUGGUGGACCUCCAUGAAGAGGGGAGUACACAAAAGGACAAUAGAAAAAGUAUACCGAAUAGCGUUGCUGGGGAUAACAGGUGCGCUCCCCACCACGCCCACUAUGGCAAUGGGUGCACUGCUCGAUAUAAAGCCACCCCAUCUAGUAGUGAUGGCAACGGCUUGGAGAGCGGCCAUCCGCCUGUAUCAAGCUGAAGAAUGGUACCAGUCGAGCGGUGGGCACACCGAAAUCUUAAGGGAUCAGGGAUCGGAAUUAAUUCUGACCCACGGGGGAGGCGGCUGCAAGACGGAGUACCUCUUCAGACGGGAAUACGACCUAAUCAUCCCAGAAAAGGAGAAAUGGCUGGAAGACCCUAACGGCAUCCUGACUCCGGGGGGACUAGUCUGGUUCACAGACGGUUCCAAGACCGGAGCUGGCACCGGAGCCGGGGUAGCGGGGGAAAGCCCAAGGGUCGAAAUGACCCACAAGCUGGGCCACCACGUUACGGUCUUCCAAGCAGAAGUGUUUGCCAUCUGGGCCUGCGCCAAAUACAACUUGGAUAGGGCCCACUCAGGAAAACACAUCUAUAUUUGCAGUGACAGCCUGGCCGCGCUAAGAGCCCUCCACAAAGUGGAAGUUAGGUCGAAGCUAGCCAGGGACUGUGCACUGACACUGAGACAGCUAUCUCUGAACAACAGAGUUAAGCUGAUAUGGGUACCAGGUCAUGCUGGAAUCCCAGGAAAUGAGAGGGCUAACGAACUGGCACGACAGGGGCCGAUAAGCUCCCAGCCAUGCCAUGAGUACCCCAUUGGAGUCUCAACCCACGCGUUGAAAGGCCUGGCUAAGGACCGGUUGAACCAGGAAUUUACCAGGCUCUGGCAUAACGCUAACGGCAUGAGACACACGAGGGCCCUAUUUGAGGGACCGUCACAAAAGCUGGGGGACACCUUAACCCACCUGGACAGGGCGCAACAGCGCAUGCUCGUGGGACUAGUGACAGGACACUGGUACACGAGGAAACACCUCGCGCGCAUGGGACUCAUAGAGGAGUCGAAAUGCGAGGAAGAGGACGAAACACCUCUCCACGUACUUCUAAGAUGCAGGGAGCUGAGGGCCCUGAGAGGAUCAAUCCUGGGGACCUCGGAACCCGCAUCUUUAAGCACUUCGGCUGGCCUGGUGCCGGUGCUUCUAAAUUUCGCAACAGAAGCCCAGCUGCCAAGGCACAGUCAGUAA
Messenger RNA from Osmia bicornis bicornis, 1788 nucleotides. RefSeq lists its product as uncharacterized. Lineage: Eukaryota; Metazoa; Arthropoda; Insecta; Hymenoptera; Megachilidae. The coding region runs from base 1 to 1788 and encodes 595 amino acids. The record is from RefSeq and is a predicted model, not a curated record. Gene Ontology annotation, molecular function: RNA-DNA hybrid ribonuclease activity; nucleic acid binding. The transcript has a single exon.